AUGGCAAGACUAUAUGCUAUUUUAAGCAUUGCACUGUUAAUUGUGCCUGCUCUCGUUAAAUCCGAGUGUGCUGAAGAAGGAAACCAGUGUCAUCCAACUUUUUCUCCUUGCUGUGAAAAGUUUACAUGUGUUCUACCACUUCCAAGUGCAUUAGCUUCAGUAGGAACAAACUUAUAUAAUGGAAAAUGUGUACCUAAACCAGAACCACAACGUUCGGCAAAAUGUCUAGGAAAAAGCAUGGGCUGUACCGGUUUCCCUCCAUAUUGCUGUGAGGGAUUAUCCUGCAAGGUCAAAUGGGAUACUUCAAAUUGGAGAAAAUUUUUGCGACCAACAGCAAGAUGUGAAUAA
Aphidius gifuensis is the source of this 348-nucleotide messenger RNA. RefSeq lists its product as uncharacterized. Bases 1 to 348 code for a protein of 115 amino acids. The transcript has 3 exons. The record is from RefSeq and is a predicted model, not a curated record. Lineage: Eukaryota; Metazoa; Arthropoda; Insecta; Hymenoptera; Braconidae.